AAUGUCAUAAUAAGAAGAAAUUUAGUAAUAAGCUCAAAUUAAGCCAUCUCCUGAUUGCAUUGAAUACAAACUCAAUUUUUAUCAUCUACAUGGCAUUUAAAGUUGUCCAUAUUGCAAUAAACCAGAAACUUAAUAGAUACCAAAAGAGCUCACUAAUGAAGAUAUUGAAAAAUAUUAAAAUGAAGUCCUUCAAAAACAAAAAGAUGUAUUGUAUUAUUAUUAUAUAAUUAGCUAUUAAUUGAUAUAGAUCCUGAAGACCCUGAUUAGAUGAUGGAUUUAUUCGAAAAAUAUAAAGAUUGUCCAUGUUGUAAGGGAUUAGUAUUGAAUUGUGAAGGUGUCAUAUGUGAACAAUUAGGUUUGUGCUAUUGCAUCUAAAAAGACUUAUAAGACCGUCAAAGUUGAU
Messenger RNA from Paramecium pentaurelia, 403 nucleotides. NCBI's taxonomy places the organism in Eukaryota, Ciliophora, Oligohymenophorea, Peniculida, Parameciidae. The record is from the annotation of a GenBank genome assembly.